GACAAACUGAUAACUGGUUACUGAUAAGCUGUCAUCCAUUCAUUUUUGUUUAUUUUCUUAUGUGAAAAAUCUAGUCUCUGUCAACAAUGAAUAAUUCUUUAUUGCAAGAUUAUGAAGAUGAUUACUUCCUCGAGGAGGAUAAACUUCCAACUUCUGAAGUUGUGACCAAUACAUCUGCAGUAUCAGCACUAGUUGAUGUAGACUUGUUGACCGAGGCAGUCAGUAAUAAUUUUCUGAAGGAUGAUUCCGAAGAAACAGAAGAGGAUCAACUACACAAGAUUGAACCUAUUGAAGACUUGGAAAAACUACUUGUUGAACCAAGAUAUCUUUAUCAAGAUCGGAUGGGCAUGGUGGUGACAUCAGGUAUUGUUACAAUAAAGAAAGACACUACAAAUCUCAUUGGAAUCAGUAUUGGAGGCGGAGCUCCAUUGUGCCCAUGUUUGUACAUUGUGCAGAUUUUUGACAACACUCCGGCUGCCAAAGAUGGUACUUUACAGAGUGGAGAUGAAAUAGUUGGUGUGAAUGGAGCCUCUGUUAAGGGUAAAACCAAGGUAGAAGUGGCAAAAAUGAUACAGGCAUGCAAGGAUGAGGUAAGUAUCAAGUACAAUAAACUGCAUGCAGACCCUCAACAAGGGAAAACUCUGGAUAUAGUACUGAAGAAAGUGAAACAUCGAUUGGUAGAAAAUAUGAGCACCACAACUGCUGAUGCAUUAGGACUCUCAAGAGCCAUUUUGUGCAAUGAUACACUAGUCAAAAAGUUAGAUGAAUUAGAGGCAACAGAACUCAUGUACAAAAAAUUAGUGGAUCAUUCUAAGUAUGUUUUGAAGUCCUUCUUCAAGUUGCUCCAGGUCUAUAAAGCAUUCGGUGAUGCUUUUGCAGCGAUUGGUGUCAGAGAACCCCAACCUCGAGCCAGUGAGACUUUCCGUCAAUUUGGAGACUGUCACAGACAAAUGGAAAAAUUUGGAAUCACUACCCUGAAAGCUUUAAAACCAAUUCUUAAUGACUUGGGGACUUACUUAAACAAAGCGAUUCCUGACACAAAAUUAACAAUCCGCAAGUAUGCUGAUGCAAAAUUUGAAUAUUUGUCCUAUUGUUUGAAAGUCAAGGAAAUGGACGAUGAAGAGCAUGGCUAUUCUGUGCUGCAAGAGCCUCUAUACCGCGUUGAAACUGGAAAUUAUGAAUACAGGCUCAUUUUACACUGCCGACAAGAAGCUCGAUGUCGCUUUGCCCAGCUAAGGUCAGAUGUUCUAGUUAAAAUGGAGCUAUUAGACAACAAGCAUGUUCAAGAUGUUGUGUGGCAACUUCAGCGUUUUGUUUCAGGUUUAGCAUCAUUUCAUUCAAAUGUCUAUGAGUUACUGAAAGGCAAUAAGCUUUUUCCAAUAGAGACAGAUCUUGCUCAAUCGGCAUUCCAGUACAAGUCAACAGGUCCUGUCCUCCAGGAUGAUGAGGAUGCUGAUGAUGAUGAGCCAGUCCAGGCAAUGGAAGCAACAGAAAACAAUGUUGGGCAGCUGUCUCCUUCUAAAGUGGAUCCAAAUUACAUCACGCCAGGUCACACACACACAACUUCUCAGAAUGAAAGCCAAAUAACCUCAACUAACAACAUUCAUGAACUAAUCUCCACUAACCAAACUUAUGAUAAUUCUCAAAGCCUCAAUGACCUGAUUUUGAAUUCAGAAAAUUCUAACUUGCUGGGUGCCUCUUUGCAAACUGACCUCAGUUCCUUCCAAAACCUGAAAAGUUCAUCUGUUGGUCAGCAAUUGUCGGGUAGUGAUUCGUUCGAUUUAUUAAUGAAUAGUAAUCAAGAUCUGGUCAAUGUCCAAAGUGUGUCAUCAAGUUUGCAGAAUCUGACAAGUGAUUUAAAUAACCUGUCAGAAAAUUUAGAUAGCUUGAUUCAGAAUCAGUUGAUACCUGGGGUGAAUGAGAUUCAAUCAGGGCCCUCAAACGAAUCAAUAGAAAAUGUGUUGAGCAAGCCAAGUGUCAAUGGAGCAGAAAAAAAUGUUGACUACCUUUUGGAUUAAGUGCACUGACUUCCACCAUAUAAUCAAAAUUUAAAAAAAAUUAUUUUUCAUAACAGAAGGUUUGCGUUUUAAUCAUGAAACCCUUUGAACUUCCUAAGACUCUGGACUGGUUUUCAACUAGUUCUUGAUUUAAUUUUAUUAUGUAGUAAGAAUUUUAUGAAGUCGUCAGUUUCAGUUGUAAAGUACAAAUUGGAACUGAAGCCAUCCUAUUUAUAGACAAUGUGUGUUGCAACAUGUAAAUAUUUAAAAGGAGCUUUAAGUUGAUUCUCAACCAAAGGCUGUCUUUCUAUUCUAAUUUGAAAUUUUUAAGUGUGAAAUUUGAUCUAAUGUAAAAAUAUUCAUCGCAUAGAAUGACGCAUAUCAGCGUCAGCCAUAGUUAUAAAAUGAGUUUUUUGUCAUCUUUUCUCCAAGUUUCAUUUUGAUAGAAUGCUAUUUUCACCCUGUUAAGUAGGUAUUUGGAGACAUCAUAAUGCCCUGUUGCAAUUUGAACCUGGCAGGAAAUUCUGAAGCGACUGUGAUUGCUUAAAAGUAGGCACCCAGUCAUAAUGGACCACUUGACAAGGUACAAAUAUAAGCAUUCUGAUACAUGUUCCUUAACCAGAAUUUCACAUAGAACAUGAUUCCUUCUAUCAAAAAUUCCUUAAAUCAACUCCUAACUGAAAUAUUAACGUUUUUAUUUUACAUUGGCUACGGGAAAUUUGAACUGCCCGGUCACAAGAAAUGCAAUUCGGCGGACUUUGUAAUCAAGUAAUAUUCUUUCCCUGCUGUGUGUUGUUUAAAGUUCUAAAAUUUCAUUUUGCAAUUUUUAGAUUUUAAUUUGUGCCACAGCUGAACCAAAGCAACAAAAUUGAAGUUGUCAUAUUAUCUUAUCACAGAGACUGUUAUGGUAAUGUUUUGUGCGCAUGUAGACCAUUACCUUUUCAUGAUGGGGAGGUUUGAAUGCAAGCAUCAAGAAACAUUAAAUAUCUUGGUUAGGAGUUAAUUUCAGUAAUUUUCGAAUUGCGUUUUAUGUGAAAUUUUUAUUAAGAAACAUAUAUCAAAAUGCUUACUUCAUAUCUUGUCUUCAUUAUCUUGUUCUGAGGUCCAUUCUUUUAAUGAACUCAAUCAUCAAAAAAAUCAAAUUUCAACGUCAUGAACCUUUCUUAACCUAAGAGAUGCUUGCAAAAGGGGUAAACUAACUCUUGCAUGUGUGCGGUGGAUGGUUUUUUUUUUUCUUGCAUAACCUGUUGUAGAACUUGAUGCGAGCAUGAUUUAAACCGAAUUAAAUGUUUUAAGACCUCUCAAA
Bemisia tabaci is the source of this 3303-nucleotide messenger RNA. NCBI's taxonomy places the organism in Eukaryota, Metazoa, Arthropoda, Insecta, Hemiptera, Aleyrodidae. The record is from RefSeq and is a predicted model, not a curated record.